Molecule: messenger RNA, 2394 nt
Organism: Onthophagus taurus
Lineage: Eukaryota; Metazoa; Arthropoda; Insecta; Coleoptera; Scarabaeidae
Gene: Fatp3
Product: Fatty acid transport protein 3
Biological process (GO): long-chain fatty acid metabolic process; long-chain fatty acid import into cell
Cellular component (GO): endoplasmic reticulum membrane; plasma membrane
Molecular function (GO): long-chain fatty acid transmembrane transporter activity; long-chain fatty acid-CoA ligase activity
Source: RefSeq, a predicted model, not a curated record
ACGAAAUCUUUAUCGUACUCUACAAAUUAAUAUCACACUAAAAAGUUUGUCUAUCAUCAGCAUCUUACUUCUUAUCUGAAAUGUUAAAGGUCUUUUUUAAAAAUUUAUUAAUCACAUAUGUUGGAGAUAAACUCAAUCUAGAAUCAUUCUCGAUAGGAAUGGAGUACUAAGGUGGUGGAAACUUUUCAUUGAAAAUAAAAAUAAGUGGAAGAUGUUGUUAUAAAGAAAGUUCUUGAGAAGAAAGUUGGGGUUCUUGUCAAGGUUACUGAUACAAAACGAACGGAGGUUUACGAAAGUGACCGAACGUUGAAAAGAAAAUCAUGAAUCGGCUAUCUACGCUUCGAAGAGUUUGUGAUUGCACGGAGCUCGGUGGUUUAGUAGCAUAUUUAGUGCCGUCGAGUGUUCAAGCAUUACUAUUAAAAGCACUGGGGUCAAUAAAAAAUAACAUAAUGUUGCGAACAUUCCUCCUGCUUGCCGGUUUAAGUGGAUUAUUUUAUUUAAUAAAAAAUCGAUGGUACUGGAUCAUUUACAAAACUUUUAAAAGAGAUUUAAAUGCAGCUAUUCGAUUUGUCCAUAUGAACUAUUACUUAAUACAAUAUCAACUUCGAAACCAAACCGUACCCAAAAUAUUUAGAAAUGUAUGGAAAAGACAACCUCAUAAAGUGGCGUUUUACUUUGAAGAUGACAUUUGGACUUUCAAACAAGUUGAAGAACAAAGUAACAGAGUUGGUAAUUACUUUUUGAACUUGGGCUACAAAAGAGGUGAUCGCGUCGCACUUUUCCUUGAAAACAGACCAGAAUAUGUGUGUAUGUGGCUUGGACUUAACAAAAUCGGAGUAAUAACGGCACUUAUCAACACAAAUUUAACAUUAAAUCCUUUGUCUCAUAGUAUACAAGCGGCGAAAAGUAAAGGAAUUAUAUUUGGUUCGGAAUAUUCCAAUGCUGUUAAAGGAAUUUACGAUUCCAUAAACGAUCUGGACAAAUUCCAAUAUCACGAAACGACAAAAUCUGAUAAACCCCUUUUGGAUGGGGCUAAAGAUUUAAGAACUGCUUUACAAAACUCCUCAACAGAACCUUUAGAUGGAGAAAUUGAAAAAGGGAACUUAAGAGAUCAAUUAUUGUAUAUUUAUACCUCUGGAACAACUGGUUUACCAAAAGCAGCAACAAUUACAAAUGUUAGAUUAAUGUUAAUGGCUGUUGGAAUGAAUUCAAUGGCAGUAUUAAAAGAUAACGAAUGCGUUUAUGACCCACUUCCUUUAUACCAUAGUGCAGGUGGAUUAUUAGGAAUAGGACAAGCAAUUUUAUGUGGCUCAACGGUAGCCAUAAGAAAAAAAUUUUCUGCCAGCAACUUCUGGUCAGAUUGUGCUAAAUAUAGAUGCACUAUUGGUCUAUACAUUGGUGAAAUCUGCAGAUAUAUUUUAGCGGCAAAACAAGAGAAACCUGUUAAACAUCACGUAAGAGCUAUGUUUGGAAACGGAUUAAAACCGCAAAUAUGGACGGCAUUCGCUCAAAAAUUCGGAAUAAAGGAAAUUUUUGAAUUUUACGGCGCCACCGAGGGCAACUCAAAUUUAGUUAAUAUCGAUAGUAAAGUAGGAGCCGUCGGUUUUAUUCCAAGAUAUGCCAGAUGGUUGUAUCCUUUAGAAUUAAUUAAGUGUGAUAAGACUGGAGAACCAAUUCGGGAUGAAAACGGAUUUUGCAUUCAAAGCGAAAUCAACGAACCUGGAAUUUUAAUUGGACAAAUUAGUAAAAGGAAAGCGGUUAAUCAAUUUAGUGGGUACGCCGAUAAAGCGGCCACUGAAAAAAAAAUUAUGAGAAACGUGUUCAAAAAAGGAGAUGAAUAUUUUAAUUCGGGCGAUAUUUUAAUUCGCGAUGAAUUAGGUUAUUAUUAUUUUAAAGAUAGAACCGGGGAUACUUAUCGAUGGAAAGGUGAAAAUGUUUCUACGUCAGAAGUUGAAGCUGUUAUUAGUAAUAUUCUUCAAUUAAAUGAUGCCGUUGUUUUUGGUGUUCAAAUUCCUGGUACUGAAGGUAGAGCUGGUAUGGCAGCAAUUGUAGACACAGAAAAAAAUACGGAUAUUGAAAAACUUACCGCCGGAUUAAAACUGGGUCUUCCCACAUACGCUCAACCACUCUUUAUAAGAUUAAUUGAAUCGGUUCAAUUAACUGGAACGUACAAAUUAAUUAAGAAAGAUUUGCAACAAGACGGGUUUGACGUAACUAAAACUGCGGAUAAAAUUUAUUUUUAUGAUGCUCAUCAAAAGAAAUACGUUAUUUUAACUAACGAAAUUUAUGAUGACAUUCAAUCUGGUAAAUUAAGGCUAUAAUAAUAUUUUUUUAAUUAUAUUUUUAUUAAACGUGUAGUUUAUAAAUUGGUUAAAAUAAUUUAACAUAAAAAGA